AUGUUGAAAAUUAUUUCUAAUGAAAGAAUGAAAAAACACAAAGAACGAUUGUUGAAUGUUUCACUUGUGAAUGAUGGUCGUCUCUUAAAAUUAAGUUUUGAUCAAUUGAAGAAUUUCACAAGAAGAAAAGUAAAACAGCAAACUCUUUCCAAGAGAUGGGAAAUGAUUCAAUUUCUCCAAAUGAUACCUUACUGGGUGAUGAUUUAA
Clunio marinus is the source of this 207-nucleotide messenger RNA. The record is from the annotation of a GenBank genome assembly. Lineage: Eukaryota; Metazoa; Arthropoda; Insecta; Diptera; Chironomidae.